Molecule: messenger RNA, 597 nt
Organism: Cucumis melo (muskmelon)
Lineage: Eukaryota; Viridiplantae; Streptophyta; Magnoliopsida; Cucurbitales; Cucurbitaceae
Product: 60S ribosomal protein L44
Exons: 4
Coding region: 107-424 (105 amino acids)
Biological process (GO): translation
Cellular component (GO): cytosolic large ribosomal subunit; ribosome
Molecular function (GO): structural constituent of ribosome
Source: RefSeq, a predicted model, not a curated record
UCUCUUCUCCAGUUCAACAUAUAUAUAACUAUCGUUUCUCUUUUCAAUUCCUACUUUGCCACUAAAUUAGGGUUUCUGGAGCAGGCCUCGUCGACGUCCAGCCGUCAUGGUGAACGUUCCCAAGACCAAGAAGACUUAUUGCAAGAGCAAGGAGUGCAGGAAGCAUACCUUGCACAAGGUUACACAAUAUAAGAAGGGAAAGGAUAGUCUUGCUGCACAGGGAAAGCGUAGGUACGAUCGCAAGCAAUCAGGAUAUGGAGGUCAGACCAAGCCCGUGUUUCACAAGAAGGCAAAAACGACCAAGAAGAUUGUGUUGAGGCUUCAGUGCCAAGGUUGCAAACACGUAUCCCAGCACCCUAUCAAGAGAUGCAAGCACUUCGAAAUCGGUGGAGACAAGAAGGGGAAGGGAACUUCUCUUUUCUAGACCCUUUGAUCGUUUUUUUAUCUUUUGUCACAAGAUUAUUUGUUAUUGGAGUUGUUGGAGAAUUGCUUUGUUUUGGUUCAGCAAUUAGAUCUACAUGUCGCAACGAUACUUUUUAGCUGAAACUUUCUUGUCUUAAUUAUUGAAUUCCCAAAAUUUUGAUGCUCUUUGAUUGA